AUGGCGAGCAGAGCACCCAUCAUGCCGCCUCAUAAUGAGACUGAGCACUCAGUCAGCCGGAUCACCCGUGAAGGCAAACAACUCACAUACAAAUUGAGUGUGAUGCAACAACCAGAGCGGGCAAGAGCAUGUGGUGCAGGUGCAAAGUCAUCUGCCGACCGUCGUCCUGUUGACCCACCGCCUGUGGUUGAGCUCCGCAUCUUCGAAUCCGACCCGGCCAACGAUGCCCAAAAGACCGAUAUCACCUUCGCCUACAAUGCCAAUUUCUUCCUCUAUGCAACCCUUGAUACUGCGCGCCCUAUCGCCCACGGGCGGGUGGGUGGACCACAAUCGUGCCCCGUAUUAACUGGCGUGCCAGUCGCCGGUGUUGCAUAUCUUGACCGUCCUUCGCAAGCGGGCUAUUUCAUCUUCCCAGAUCUGUCAGUGCGUCAUGAGGGCCGGUACCGCUUGAACUUCCACCUGUACGAAGAGAUCAAGGACGCCAAGGAUGCCGACAAGGAUUCAACUCUGCCUCUUCCCAACCAGAUCACUACACCGAAUCCUGGCACCCCGCAAGCAUUUCUUCAUUUCCGUCUCGAGGUCAAGUCGGUACCGUUCACAGUUUAUAGCGCCAAGAAGUUCCCUGGCCUGGCGACGAGCACCUCCCUGAGUCGUAUCAUUGCCGAGCAGGGUUGCCGUGUUCGAAUUCGUCGUGAUGUCCGCAUGAGACGCCGCGGCGAGAAGCGAGAUGAGGACUAUGAGUUCGACGAGGAACGUGCGGCUGCAUAUGCAAGAUCGUCAGAUCGUUUCGCGACACCCGACAGAUACGCAGCUUCAAUGGAUCGUCCUAGGUCAAACAGCAAUGGCAGCAAUAUAGAAUCUCCCUAUGGGUUUGUUCCCCCAGAUCGACGACCAUCUGCACCGGACUAUGGCUUCCAGUGCCCACAACCCUACCAAAGACCCAUGCCACCUGCACCCCUGUCACACUCCCAAACACCCUCAUACCAAUCACAUCUUUCAUUUGGUUCCACGCCUUCACAUUAUCCGGCUCCUCACAUGCCCCCUACACCCCCACCGGUUGCACCGCAAGGUGUCUACUCCCCACAACACGCAUAUGCCCAAAUACGACACCCAUCCAACUCGUCCGAAUAUGAAGGAACGCCCAUUGCGUAUCCCAUGGCCCCUCAACCACCUGCCGAACGAGGUGGUUAUCCCAAGUCUGCUGUGAAUUCAUAUCGCAUGGAGCCACCGAAACUAAACUCAUACAUGGAUCCUCGCAUGGCUGAACCAGGUGCAUACCAACCUAUGCCCCAUGCUCCGGUGCCACGUCCUCAAACACCGAAGGCCCAGUCCAAUCCGCCUCUUAUGCCCCUGCCAAGUGAAUAUGGCAACCAGAUUAUUCCUUCUGUGGAAGCCACUUCACCAGGAGGUGGCGGCGGAUACGACAAUGUUCGAGGGAAGCGUAUGGUGUACCAAACUGGACCAGCAUACGGAAAAAGGAAUCAUGAAGAUACUUUCGGCAUAGAUGACCGGCCAAUGCAGAACGGCAUGCGGCCUGAUACAGAGCCUUACCCGAGCGCUUAUCGCGACUUCUCAGGGGAAAGUCGCGCUUCACUCAUGGCUGAAAUGGGUAUUCAGAUGGCAUAUAAGCGUGCCAAUGGCAAAAUGGUCAUGAAAGCUCCCCCGACCACUUAA
Messenger RNA from Penicillium vulpinum, 1674 nucleotides. It is a transcript of the gene veA, whose product is annotated as sexual development activator VeA. The record is from RefSeq and is a predicted model, not a curated record. Bases 1 to 1674 code for a protein of 557 amino acids. Lineage: Eukaryota; Fungi; Ascomycota; Eurotiomycetes; Eurotiales; Aspergillaceae. The transcript is spliced from 2 exons.